CCCUGGAGCGCCGCGGAGGACGAGGAACUGACCCGCCUCGUGACGCAACGCGGGCCGCGGCGCUGGCCGACGAUCGCGUCGGCGAUGCCCGGGCGCACGGGCAAGCAGUGCCGCGAGCGGUGGCACAACCAGCUGGACCCGGCGGUGUCCAAGGCGCCCUUCACCGUGGACGAGGUGCGGACGAUCCUCGUCGAGCACCACAAGCGCGGGAACCGCUGGGCGGAGAUCUCGCGGCUCCUGCCCGGCCGCACGGACAACGCGGUCAAGAACCACUGG
Molecule: messenger RNA, 276 nt
Organism: Aureococcus anophagefferens
Lineage: Eukaryota; Pelagophyceae; Pelagomonadales; Pelagomonadaceae
Exons: 2
Biological process (GO): regulation of DNA-templated transcription
Cellular component (GO): nucleus
Molecular function (GO): DNA-binding transcription factor activity, RNA polymerase II-specific; RNA polymerase II cis-regulatory region sequence-specific DNA binding
Source: RefSeq, a predicted model, not a curated record